Periophthalmus magnuspinnatus is the source of this 1292-nucleotide messenger RNA. RefSeq names its product coagulation factor II (thrombin) receptor (gene f2r). The transcript is spliced from 2 exons. Lineage: Eukaryota; Metazoa; Chordata; Actinopteri; Gobiiformes; Gobiidae. Gene Ontology annotation, cellular component: membrane. Gene Ontology annotation, molecular function: thrombin-activated receptor activity. The record is from RefSeq and is a predicted model, not a curated record. The coding region runs from base 28 to 1287 and encodes 419 amino acids. Gene Ontology annotation, biological process: thrombin-activated receptor signaling pathway; phospholipase C-activating G protein-coupled receptor signaling pathway; positive regulation of blood coagulation.
GCCCACAGUUUGAGCCAAAAACUAACCAUGCACAUUUACACUGUAUUUGGACCGUUGCUGUCACUAGCUCUGCACAACUUUGCUUGUUCAUCCCCAAAUGGCUCAUCGUUUGACCCCAGAACCUUCUCUGGUCAGUUUGUGUCCUUCCACGAUGACCCUGUGGAGUACCUGGAUCUGUCUGCGCUCGACACUUUGGGGGAAUCCGGUUCUGGUUUGAGCCUGGAGCAGGUUCUAGUGAAAAAAGAAGUCCACCAUCCCAAAAAAGAGGGGCACUACAUAGUCUCAGAGGAGGCCAAAGAAUUCCUCCAGGGUCGUCUGGCAACCCUCUUUGUCCCCACUUUUUACAUUUUGGUCUUUUUUGUCAGCGUCCCCCUCAACCUUGUCGCCGUAGUGAUGUUUGUGCGUUACAUCCGACCCAGGAAACCAGCCGUGAUCUACAUGCUCAACUUGUCCUGCGCCGACUUGUUCUUUGGCCUGCUCCUUCCCUUUAAGAUCUCCUACCAUUACCACGGCAACAACUGGAUCUAUGGCGACUGGAUUUGCCGUACAGUGACAGCGGCUUUCUAUUGCAACAUGUACUGCUCCGUUCUGCUCAUCUGCUGCAUUGGCGGGGACCGUUUCUUAGCUGUGGUGUAUCCCAUAAACUCUCUAACCUGGAGAAGUCCCAAAACUGCCACCUCUGUCUGCAUUUCAAUAUGGCUGCUGGCAUUAGUGGGAGUGGCACCUCUGUUUUUCUCUACACAAACCGUCUAUUUACGACAACUGGACAUCACAACUUGCCAUGACAUUCAAGACGCACAAAAGCUCCAGUCUUACUAUCUCUAUUUCUUCCCUAUUUAUGCCACUGUUUUCUUUUUCAUUCCCCUGGUGCUUACUGUCGUCUUCUAUGUUCGGAUCGUCCAAGCCCUCGCUGAAGCCAAUGUGGAGACCAGGUCCAAGAAGACACGGGCAGUUGUGAUGACCAUCCUGGUGUUAGUAAUGUUUAUAGUCUGUUUCACUCCCACUAAUAUUAUCUUGAUGGUCCACUAUGUGCAGCUGUCCCACGUUUCCUCUGACUCUUCCUACCAAGCCUAUCUACUGUCUUUGUGCAUAGGGAGUCUCAGCUGCUGCAUAGACCCACUUCUUUACUAUUUUGGAUCAUCCCAGUGUCAAAGGCAGGUCUUAUUCAUAUUCGGGAGGAGGAGGAGACUUGGGACAUCAAGUACAUUCAUGACACAAAGUACAAGAAGUAGUGGGUACAACAGCAGCAUCCGUAAAGUGGAAACAGUGGGAAACCAAUAUACUUAAAGGCA